AUAAUAUAAAAAAAAUAGUCACGCGUUUGUUUGUGCGUGUUUGGCCUCGUGGAGCGGUCACGUGUGCGCGGCUCGGUCUCCUCGGCGCCUCGCGCAGGGGGCAGUUGCCUAAUCGCCACUUUUGCGCAGCGAUCGACCCGAAACUUCGCAUCCCAAACACGAGGGUGAAGAGGUGAAAAGGUGACGGGGGUGAAGGGCUUAUCUGCUGGAGGAAAACGCCCCGCCUCGGUGCACUUUUAUCGGGCGGAGACAGACCGGCACCUCGCGCUGCAAAAAAAAAAAAAAAAAAACAAACAGAGAAGACCGCGGCUUUUGUCUCAAUAAAGCUUCAUUUUUUUUUUUUUGGAAAGGUUCGUGUCUGUUCCUCGGUGAGAUGUUCGGAGCUGUGGUGGUGGGUCUGGGCGUGGCCGGGUCCGUCCGAAUCAGGGACAUGUUGGCUCCUUUACCGGGCAGCGCCGCCGAAAAACUCACCGUCAAAGGCUUCGUCUCCAGGCGGAGUAUGGGCGCGCAGGAGGGCGUGGAGCAGCUGUCGAUGUCGGAGGCCCUGAACAGAGACGACGUCAGCGCGGCGUUCGUCUGCACCGAGAACGAGUCGCACGAGGAGGCGGUCAGACAGUUUCUGGAGGCGGGGAAGCACGUGUGUGUGGAGUAUCCCAUGACCCUGAGCUACAAGGCGGCUGUGGAGCUCUGGGACUUGGCCGAAGAAAAAGGAGUGAUCUUACAUGAGGAGCACAUCGAGUUGUUCACGGCGGAUUUCAAAUGGCUGAAGGAGAAAGUUGAGGGACAGAAGCUGCAGGAGGGAGUUCUGCAUUUCACCGGUGGUAGUUUGAAGCCGAGGUUUGGUUUCCUGGCGUUCAGCGGGAUCGCGCGGCUCACGUGGCUCGUGGAGCUGUUUGGAGAACUGAGCGUCCACCGAGCGACGCUGGAGGAAGAUCAGAGCAACAACUACAGCAAGAUGACGGCCCACCUGCUGACCGCCGACAACAGACCUCUGACCUGGAUCGAGGAGCGAGGACCGGGGCUUCCCAGAGCCAAGAAAAUAAACUUCAAAUUCGAGUCGUUCGCGCUGACGGAGCUGUCCCCUCCGGCCAGCAGGGGCGCCGUGGGGCUCUUCAUGCAGGACUUGGUGUUGUUCGGGGCCAAGUUGACGGGGCAGGUGUCGGCCGAGGAGCUGCAGACGGAGAAGAGGAGAGUCCAGCACUGCCUGAACCUCGCACAGACAAUACAAGACCUGUGCCAAAAAUAAACACAGUCUGCUGGAGUUUAGGGGUUUGGGUUUAUUUUGACUGAACCAGGACUAAAACAGGACUAAAACGGGAUUAAAUCAAGACUGGAGCAGCACUGAGCCAGGUCUAAACCAGGCCUAAACUAGAACUGAACCAGGACUAACCAAGACUAAACCUGGACAAAACCAUAACUAAACAAGGACUGAAACAGGACUAAAUCAGGACUAAACUAGGACUGAACCAGGAUUAAACCAAGACUAAAACAGGACUGGACCAGGACAAAACCAGGACUACCCCAAGACGACAACAAGACCAAACCAGACCUACGUAAGAACAAAACCAGGACUAAAUAGGACUGAAAUAGGACUAAACUAGGACUAAACCAGGACUAAGCCAGUGCUAAACCAGGACUUGACCAAGACUGGACGAGGACUUCCCCAAGGCGAACCAGGACUAAAUUAGGACUGAAAAAGGACUAAACCAGGACUAAACCAACAGUUACUCUGGACUAAACCAGGACUACCCCAAGACGAAAACAAGACUAAACCAGAACUACGUAAGAACUAAACCAGGACUAAAUAGGACUGAAUCAGGACUAAACUAGGGCUAAACCAAGACUGAACCAAGACUGAACCAAGACUGACCCAAGACUGAACCAGGACUUAACCAGGACUUAACCAAGACUAAAACAGGACUGGAUCAGGACUAAACCAAGACUAAAACAGGAUUAAAUCAAGACUGAACCAGGACUAAACAAGAACUAAACUAAGACUAAACCAACAGUAAUUCUGGACUAAGCCGGGACUAAACCAGGAUUGGACCAGGACAAAACCCAUAACAAAACCAGGACUACACCAAGACUAAACCAGACCAAAGUAAGAACUAAACCAGGACUAAACCCGAGCAUUAACAAGAACUAACCAUGCGCUUGCGAGUCUAAAUAAAUCGCGACUAAACCAGGACUGUCCAUUUGAAGCCCGUUGUCAUGGAGACGAGGUGUUCGGUCGGUUGAUGGUCUCAACAAAACGACAACACGACAAAACAAGACAAAACGACAACACACGGCUCCUGACGUUUGGACUGAAGGAAAAACAAGGGCUGAUCCGAACAGUGAAGGAAAAGGAACUAAAUACUAAAAAAGUUCCUGGGACUCAUAGUCAAGACUCUGGAAUCAUCGAUCUCUACUGAACUAAAGGUAAAAUGUAGCUGAAAACUACCACUUCAUGACAUCACCAGGUGGAACAGAGCGUUUUGAGCUUUGGAAAUGCAAACGGACUAAUGAUAAAGAUUUACUCAAACAUGUGAAUGAAACAAAACACAACUCCAGGAUCCGUGUGUCAUUCGUUCAUUCGUUUUUCAAAAUAAAAUCAAAAAUAAGAAAACGAAAAAACAAAAAAGAAAACUGUUUUCUUCAUUAUUUGUCUCCAAAACCAAAAUUAAAAAAAAAAAAAAAACAGUUAAUGAUUUUUUUUUUUUUUUUUUUCGAUUUUGUGUUUAAAUGAAAAAUGGAAAAAACGGAUUUACGUGACUUAAACUGCGACUCCGGACUAAACCAGGACUAAACCAGGACUGAACCAGGACUGAACCAGGACUA
Boleophthalmus pectinirostris (great blue-spotted mudskipper) is the source of this 2820-nucleotide messenger RNA. RefSeq names its product biliverdin reductase A (gene blvra). NCBI's taxonomy places the organism in Eukaryota, Metazoa, Chordata, Actinopteri, Gobiiformes, Gobiidae. Gene Ontology annotation, molecular function: nucleotide binding; zinc ion binding; biliverdin reductase [NAD(P)H] activity. Gene Ontology annotation, biological process: heme catabolic process. The transcript has 7 exons. The record is from RefSeq and is a predicted model, not a curated record. Bases 374 to 1246 code for a protein of 290 amino acids.